AUGUCUAUACCUUGGAUCAGUGAGGAGCAUCUCUCAACCAAAUCAAGGGAAUCUCAGGACCUCCUCCUGUCUAUAUAUACGAGAGCAUGUUCAAAGAUGGAUUAUUUGAAUGCAAACCGGGACCCAGAUAUAAUUAUACGGCGUAGUAAGUCCCUUGUAAUAACAACCAAACAUCUCGUUCGUCCAUCUCUUGAUGGGAAAGACGUCACUCUUAUGAAACCGCAGUUUGAUGGUAUACGCCUCUCUGCUCCUCGAGGGCAUACGAUAGCGAUGUCCUAUGACAACGCCCCAGGACCAGCACUGCUGGAUAAACAACAUCUUCGUGGCCUUUUCCCAGCAGCCAACCUCAGUGCGGUUCUGGAGAAUCGGCCGGCCCAGGGAGUUCGUUGGAGUUACGGAGUACAUGUCCUACAAGCUCCUUUCAUACGUUGA
Molecule: messenger RNA, 432 nt
Organism: Microsporum canis CBS 113480
Lineage: Eukaryota; Fungi; Ascomycota; Eurotiomycetes; Onygenales; Arthrodermataceae
Exons: 3
Coding region: 1-432 (143 amino acids)
Source: RefSeq, a predicted model, not a curated record